AAACUUAUUAAAUAGAUUUAGAUAUGAUUAACUCUCACAAGUUUCUUAGACUACGUGUCUGCAAUAAUCACUCUCUUGUCAGUCAAUCCCCCUCCGCGUCUAUCUUCUUGAGGUCACUCAGAAGCGCCUCCUCGUCAGGUGAACAGCAGGACCUUGUGGUCAUCGGAUCUGGCCCGGGAGGUUAUGUCGCCGCAAUUAAAGCUGCCCAGCUGGGCCUCAAGACAACCUGUGUUGAGAAAGGGAAGACGCUCGGGGGCACCUGUUUAAACGUGGGUUGUAUCCCCUCCAAGUCCCUUCUGAACAACUCCCACUACUACCACAUGGCACACAGUGGGGACCUGGCCAAGAGGGGCAUCAAUAUGGGGGGAGAAGUGACCCUAGAUUUGCCCAAAAUGAUGCAGCAGAAGUCAGAUGCAGUCACUGCACUCACAUCCGGAAUCGACUACUUGUUCAAAGCUAAUGGAGUAACGCGGACAAAUGGCUUCGGAUACAUCAAAUCUGCCAACGAAGUGCAAGUCACGGCCGAAGACGGAUCCGUGUCCACAAUUCCCACCAAAAACAUCCUCAUCGCCACAGGCUCCGAAGUGACGCCUUUUCCAGGAAUCGAAAUAGACGAGAAAAAAAUCAUAUCUUCCACCGGAGCUCUUUCUCUGGACGAAGUGCCGAAAGAAAUGAUCCUUAUUGGAGCCGGAGUGAUAGGUUUGGAACUGGGCUCAGUAUGGACACGUUUGGGAUCCAAGGUAACUGCGCUUGAGUUCCUAGGACAUGUCGGAGGCAUGGGAAUCGAUAUGGAAAUUUCAAAGACCUUUCAAAGAUUGCUGACCAAACAGGGCAUGAAGUUCAAAAUGAACACGAAAGUCACAAGUGCUGCUAUUGGCUCCAAUGGAAAAGUGUCCGUUUCAGCUGAAGAUAAAAAGGGAAAAAGUGAAACGAUAGAGUGCGAUACAUUACUAGUUUGCGUGGGUCGCAGACCCUAUACAGAGAAACUUGGCUUGGAAAAUAUCGGAGUCGGUCUAGACAACAAAGGAAGAGUGAAUGUAAACUCGGCCUUCCAGACUUCAGUUCCCAACGUCUAUGCCAUUGGAGAUGUUAUAACGGGACCCAUGCUCGCACAUAAAGCGGAAGACGAAGGAAUCGUUUGUGUAGAGAGUAUAGCAUCAGGAACGAAACCGCAUAUAAAUUACGACGCAGUGCCGUCUGUGAUCUACACGCACCCGGAAGUGGCGUGGGUGGGGAAAAACGAGGAAGACUUGAAGAAUUUGAAGAUAGAGUACUCGGUGGGAAAGUUCCCCUUCUCCGCCAACAGCAGAGCCAAAUGCAACGACGACACAGACGGACUAGUCAAGGUAUUGGGCGAUAAGAAAACGGAUCGACUGCUAGGCUGUUACAUUGUGGGCCCUGGUGCUGGUGAAUUAAUAAACGAAGUGGCUCUAGCAAUCGAGUAUGGCGCCUCUUGUGAGGAUGUGGCUAGAGUGUGCCAUGCGCAUCCAACGAUGUCAGAAGCUGUGCGAGAAGCUCACCUUGCAGCCUUCUGUGGCAAGGCCAUCAAUAUGGCUUAAGUCUGCGGCUGUUUUAGGCUGGUAUUUGAAACUGACUCCAAUGGCUCCUAAUCCCCCCACCCCCUCGCCCAUAUCAUUCCAAUACUUUUUCUGUCCAACUAAAACGCUAUUAAUGACAUUUUUGAAUCAUUUUAAUGAUUUACGUACUUAUAGUUUGUAUCCUAUGUUAGCAGCGCUUUUAAAGAGAAACCAUUCAAAGAAAACUGCAGAAAAUUGGAAGAUAAAAUCAAUUAGAGGGGGGUUGGAAAUAGCCUAGAAUGGGGAUUUUAGAGUUGUGUACUAUAGAUGCGAAGUGUUGAAAACUAAACAGCUUAAAACUGUUGAUGAAUUAUUGAGAUUUACUUUAACGUAACUAAUUAAUGAAUUAAUUGACUGGUCAAUUAACGUAUUUAAACACAA
Molecule: messenger RNA, 1958 nt
Organism: Symsagittifera roscoffensis
Lineage: Eukaryota; Metazoa; Xenacoelomorpha; Acoela; Convolutidae
Product: dihydrolipoyl dehydrogenase, mitochondrial-like
Exons: 6
Coding region: 24-1559 (511 amino acids)
Cellular component (GO): oxoglutarate dehydrogenase complex; mitochondrion
Molecular function (GO): dihydrolipoyl dehydrogenase (NADH) activity; flavin adenine dinucleotide binding
Source: RefSeq, a predicted model, not a curated record